AUGAAGCAAACUAAGACAAUCACAACCAAGUUUGUGAAACCAGAGUUUCUUAUCGGAGCCCCCAGGGUUGUCCGGAUCAGCGUCACUGAUCACUACGCCACUGACACCUCAAGCGGCGAUGACGAAGACGAACGCUUCCAACCCAGGAGAAUGAGGAGGCUCGUUAAUGAAAUCAGAAUAGAUAAAUGCUCCAAUUUUUCGGCAAACAGAGAGGCUCACGGAGGAGGUACCAACACCUCGUCUUCGAAGCAGAGGUCCAGAAACAAGUCCGGUAAGGUCCGACCCGAAAAAUCUGACCAGGUCGAACCGUACAGAAAGAAGUACAUCGGAGUUCGACGGCGGGAAUGGGGGCGGUACUCGGCGGAGAUCAGAGAUCCUGUGAGUCGGCAGAGGCUGUGGCUGGGCACUUUCGAUACGGCGGAAGAGGCAGCUCUGGCAUACGACAGAGCAGCUAUUCGUAUUCGAGGUCCAUAUGCCAAGACAAAUAUUCUCCGACCACCACCUCUAAUUGCCGAACCCGUCGAAGAAUCCGAAGCAACCUCAGUGGACAACGUUGAGUUGAUUAAGGAGCCCCACGCGUCUUCCCCAACCUCUGUCCUGAGGUUCCAGUCUCUAGAAGAACCCAAAACAGAGCCCGGAGAAGGAGAAGCAGAUGCAGAAGCAGAAGCGGAGCCAUAUUUCCAAGAUAGUAAUUUAUUGUUCUUAGAUUCUUCAUUUGCUUCUCGAUAUUCAGAAUAUGAGGUCCCUCUCCCAAUGUUCUUCGACCAGUUCACUUCAAACGAUAAUUUAAAUAUCAGGGACAGUCCGUUCCACCUAGAACAAGAUUUUGAAUCGUGUAAAUGGGACGUAGACAGCUACUUUCAAGAACAAGACAGUACUGAAAACUGGGUUGGAGACGGACAACAAAAUCAUCCGAAGGCGAAGGUAAUCGGGGAAGAUUGA
Prosopis cineraria is the source of this 942-nucleotide messenger RNA. RefSeq names its product ethylene-responsive transcription factor CRF5-like. NCBI's taxonomy places the organism in Eukaryota, Viridiplantae, Streptophyta, Magnoliopsida, Fabales, Fabaceae. The transcript has a single exon. The record is from RefSeq and is a predicted model, not a curated record. Gene Ontology annotation, biological process: regulation of DNA-templated transcription. Bases 1 to 942 code for a protein of 313 amino acids. Gene Ontology annotation, molecular function: DNA binding; DNA-binding transcription factor activity.